GCCUUGGGCUUCCACACGACCGCUUCCUUGCAUGAGAACGAGAAAGCGGGCUCCACUUCUCCCUCACCCAGUCAAUGUCAUUGUGCUGUGACGUGCGACGUGAAGUACGGAUUGCAGCACUGGGGAUGCGCCACCAAGGACCAUGGGGGACAAAAAUGGGGUCCACGCUGUCUUCAAUCUGAAUCCAAAGGGCGCUGGGACCCUGAAGCUCCAGUCGGUGGUGCAGGAGAAGUUGCUGAGCUUCUUGGAGGCAGACUACACUGACAAAGUCCUGGCGGAGUACAUUGUUGUGUUGGUGGCCCACGGGAAGACCCAGAGCCAGGCCGCAGGGGAGCUGGAGGCCUUCCUGGGGCCAGAGAGGUCCAACUCCUUCACCGAAUGGUUGUGGGACCAUGUGUCUGCAAAUCUGAGCAUCUACUCAAACGCCAGCGAACCCGACCCUGAUGCUGGCACCGAGGUCAGCCCGCGGCAGAGCGAGGCCAGCUCGGAAUCAGAGGCCAGCGAGGGUCCCGAGUCGGGGGAUGAGGAGCAGCUUGGAACUAGCUUCGAGAGGGCAGCUCGUUCCAAUCGGGGAGAGGACGAGAGAUACCAUGAAACAUCGCAAGAUCAGCGUGCACGGGUGGAUGAUAGGGAUGAUCAAAGAGGGGCCUUGCGGCACCGGAAGGAGCACGAUGGCAGGAGUGGUCACCAUCGGCAUGAGAGGGAAAAAGAGGAGAGAGACUCAGGAGAGAGACGGCGCGGUGAGGAGCGAAGACGCAGCAGCCCCCCAGAAAGAGUUGAGCGUGAGGAGAGGCGGUCGCACCAGAGGCGCAAGUCGAGGGAAGACUGGCACAGGGAACGGAAGGGGAGGGGGUUUGGAGAAGAUGACCGGCAUGAGAGAGACAGCAGGCAUGGAGAGAGGGAGCACUACGGACGGGACCACCCGCUGCCCCCUCCCCCGCCACCACCGCCGCGAGGGGAGCCCUUUCUGGAGGAGAGGAGAGGGGACUGGGGUGGAGGUCGCAGGGACGAGCAGCGGUCCAUGGCGGAGGAAGGGGCUCGAGUCCAGCGGCAAAAUAGCACUCGGAUGGAAGGGGGAAUGCUGGGGCAGAAACGGCCGUGGCAGGUGGCGCAGGCGAAUAUGGAUGCUCAUUCGAGCGACCCUCCCCCGCCGCCGCGGUCUCGGCCGCGCCUGGCUGGCAUCCCCGACUAUGCCCGCAUCAUGGGCAUAGCGCUGAAAGCUGUUGCAGAAGCAGCCGAUGAGGCUGCACAAGCGGCCAAAGGUGGGCCAGCGGCUCCCCCUGCACCUGCUCCUGCAACCCGAGUUGCGGGGGGCGAUGUCUGGCAGCGCUUGAGCGCGGAAGCGACAUGGAAGAGCGGCAGGGCAGAACAUCCCCGGGAAGAGGAGCCCCUUGUAGCACAGCAGGAGCUGGAGCAGCCCGGCCGGGAUGCGGAGCGGCGUCGGAUGAAUGCGAAGCUGCGGGAGAGGCUCACCAAGGCGGCAGACGUUACGAAGAAGAUGGUGCGGGAGGGCCCGGCAGGCCCAUCGGUGACGGUCACUUUCAGGGCGAGAGAGCGGGCAUCCCGAGGGCCGAGGCUGCACCGGAGGCAGUUCGACGCCCAAGAGCAGCCCCCGCAGGAGGCCGCCUGGCAGGAGGAGUCGGUGGAUCGAAACGGAGACCGGCGGGUCGAGCGGGAGAGCAGGAGGUGGGGGGAGGCGGAGGCCACCGAGGUGGAGCCAGAGGCUGAAGAGGUGGCGCCAGAAGAAGAGCAGCCAGAAGAGGUGCAGUGGCAAGAAGUAGAGGAGGGGGAGGAACAAGAAGAGGCGGCCUUUGAGGAGGGAAUGGAGGCCGCAGAAGAGGAGCCGGGGACAAGCGUGGAUGUUGACGUGGCAGAGAUGAAGCGGCGCAUGCGAGCGGUGCAGCUGGAGAUGAUCAAGCUGCGGGCCAAGCAGAGGGAAGGCGAGCGGACCCAGGCGGCACUGCCAGGUCCCCUGCCCGUGGUAAAGCCGCCCACCCCGCAGGAGCUCGACGCCCGCACCGUCGUUGUGUCUAACGUUCACUUCGCUGCCACCAAGGAGGUGCUCGCGGCCCACUUCAGUCAGGCGGGCGCUGUCACGGACGUCCGUAUCCUGCUGGACCCAGGCACCGGCAGGCCCCGAGGUUGUGCGUUCAUCACGUUCGACUCCGAGGAUGCUAAGGAGCAAGCUCUUGGCUUGGACGGCACGUCCAUCCUGUCCAGGCAGCUCAAGGUCGCCCCCAAGUCCAGUGCUUUGGCCAUCUUGAAGUCGCUGCCCACCUUCGUGCCACGCCCUGUGCCUGCUCCCCUGGUCGCGAGGGGACCCCGGCAACCCCUCCGGCGAGGCGCAGUGAGGGGGGCCAGCACCAAAUGGGUGCGCCCAGGUGCUAUGAUGCCCCCCCCCGCCAAGUCGCCCCGGUCGCCCCCCAUUCCGCAGAACCUGACCUGGCGGCGGUCGGCCAGCACGGGAACCCCGCCUGCCGUUGUCAACCAGAGCCAGCCUGCGAACAGCGUGGCAGACCAUGCCGAUGCGGACAAUGGAGGAGCUAGGGAAGCAUAGCGUAAAGGCUGUCCCUGCCCGUGGUCCGGAUGUCCAGCGGCCAGAAACCCCGUUCAGGCAUCCAAUUCAGCAUCGGGCAACCAUUGAAAAGAUCGCAGAUGCAGAUGCCAGCCAGGUUAGUUAACACCCGCACCUGCUGGAGUAAUAUCUGGCCUGGGUCCAAGAUAUUCCUCAAGGUAUUUGCAGUUACAGCGGCAUUAACGAGAACGGAGUAGAAGACCUUGACUUCAUUCUCCGCUGCUGUGUCGUGCAUAUGUAGUCUGGCAUGGAACAGUCAUGUGUUCUUGUCAUUAGAUAACACGGUGAUAGCGGGCUCCGGUCAGGUUCCUUGCAAGCUAGACACCACUUGCCAACUGUUCACGUGAGCCCAUGGCUCAUUUCAUGAGAUUGGCAACUUUCUCCCAGUAAAGUCCUCAAUCGUAAGCUUUGGAUAUGUCAGUCCAAGAGAGUCGCGGUGAGUCAUCGCAGAUUUAGCCGCUCAUUGCGGCAAGUUGCGCAUGAGGUAUGAGGGCGUUGCUGCAACACGAGGCGUUGGCAAGUGGCAGGCAUCUACGCCCAAAAGCCCAUGCGAGACCAGUAGGCGAGACCCAAAGUGAACCCUUGUUGUUAUUGUAGAACAGUCAUGAAUUUCUGUCCC
Klebsormidium nitens is the source of this 3194-nucleotide messenger RNA. The record is from the annotation of a GenBank genome assembly. Lineage: Eukaryota; Viridiplantae; Streptophyta; Klebsormidiophyceae; Klebsormidiales; Klebsormidiaceae.